GUAAAUUCCUUCUGUGAUUGACGAGAAAGCCUACUUUUUUUGGUAGAUUCUUUCUGACAAUAUAACAACAGAGAAAGACUAUAAACGUUCAAGCACAACGUUCAAGCCUAUUUGAGUGAGAUUCUUCCAGGGACUUUUCUCCACUCAGCUGAACGAUUGCAAUAGCUUCUAUAGGAAGAUGAGGCUUUCUUCAUUCUUUCUGAGGAGAUGGCAGUCGAUGCAGAGAAUUACUGAUGCGAAUCGAAACGCUUCCCGAGGGUUCACAACGAUGGAAGGUCAUCGCCCCACCAUCGUCCACAAACGCAGCCUCGACAUUCUUCAUGAUCCUUGGUUUAAUAAGGGAACUGCCUUCUCAGAGACAGAACGUGACCGUCUUCAUCUACGAGGGCUUUUGCCUCCAAAUGUCAUGUCUUUUGAACAGCAAAUUGGUCGAUUCAUGACUGACCUAAAGAGACUUCAAAUCCAAACUAGAGAUGGUCCAUCUGAUCCAAAUGCUUUGGCCAAGUGGCGUAUACUCAAUCGCUUGCAUGACAGAAAUGAGACAUUGUAUUAUAAGGUUUUAAUUGAAAACAUCGAGGAAUAUGCACCUAUAGUUUAUACACCUACAGUUGGUCUUGUUUGCCAGAAGUACUGUGGGUUAUUCCGUCGUCCAAGGGGCAUGUAUUUCAGUGCUGCAGAUCGUGGGGAGAUGAUGUCAAUGGUCUACAACUGGCCUGCUGAGCAGGUUGAUAUGAUUGUCGUAACUGAUGGAAGUAGAAUAUUGGGGCUUGGAGACCUUGGAGUUCAGGGAAUUGGUAUUGCAAUUGGGAAGCUGGAUCUCUAUGUGGCAGCAGCUGGGAUCAACCCUCAGAGAGUCUUGCCUGUGAUGAUAGAUGUUGGAACUGACAACAAGAAUCUUCUGAAGGAUCCUUUGUAUCUAGGAUUGCAAGAGCAGCGUUUGGAUGGGGAUAGGUAUCUUGAAGUAAUCGAUGAAUUUAUGGAGGCUGUAUUUACACGUUGGCCAAAUGUGAUUGUACAGUUUGAAGAUUUCCAAAGCAAGUGGGCCUUUAAGCUACUGCAACGUUAUAGGAACAACUACAGAAUGUUUAAUGAUGAUGUGCAGGGAACAGCUGGAGUUGCAAUUGCCGGUCUUUUAGGAGCAGUAAGAGCACAGGGAAAGGCAAUGAUUGAUUUUCCGAAAAUGAAGAUUGUGGUUGCUGGUGCUGGAAGUGCAGGAAUAGGUGUUCUAAAUGCUGCCAGGAAAACAAUGGCAAGAAUGUUAGGAAAUAAUAAAGUUGCAUUUGAAAGUGCGAGGAGCCAGUUUUGGGUAGUUGAUGCCAAUGGAUUGAUAACUGAGGCGCGGGAAAAUGUUGAUGAAGAUGCCCGCCCAUUUUCGAGGAAGGUUAAUGAAACUCAACGUCAAGGAUUGAGGGAAGGCGCUAGUCUUGCAGAAGUGGUUCGCCAAGUGAAGCCUGACGUGCUCCUUGGUUUAUCUGCCGUUGGAGGCUUGUUCUCACAUGAGGUACUUGAUGCACUUAAGGGGUCUACUUCUACUAGGCCCGCUAUCCUUCCAAUGUCAAACCCUACUAAAAAUGCUGAAUGCACACCUGAGGAAGCGUUUUCCAUUGUUGGUGACAACAUAAUAUUUGCAAGUGGCAGCCCAUUCAAAGAUGUGGAUCUCGGAAAUGGACAUGUUGGCCAAUGCAACCAGGCAAAUAACAUGUUUCUUUUCCCUGGGAUUGGGCUUGGCACCCUUCUAUCUGGAUCUAGGAUCAUCUCAGAUGGCAUGCUACAGGCAGCAGCUGAGCGCCUAGCUUCAUAUAUGACAGAGGAGGAUGUGCAGAAAGGCAUUAUAUAUCCUUCAAUAUCAAGAAUACGUGACAUAACUAAGGAGGUAGCUACAGCUGUGGUUAAAGAAGCAACAGAUGAGGGUCUUGCUGAGGGUUAUCGUGGAAUGGAUAGCAGAGAAUUGAGACAACUUAACACGGAACAAAUAAUGGAAUAUGUAAAGCACAAUAUGUGGUAUCCAGAUUAUCCAACACUGAUUUACAGAAAAGAUUAAUUGUUUGUCCAUACAAAGCUUCACUAUUUUUGAAUUAAAAGAAAUUAGUGGCAAGAUGCCGUCUGCAGUGGUUCGAGAUCCAACCUUCUUGAGGAGGAGAAGGGAAGGAAGGUAUUACGUCCAGUUGCAGUGUCAAUGUUGAGCAUAUUACUGUCACAUAAUGCUGAGGGGCAGUUUUGAACAUUUCGUGAUGGAUUUAUGUAUGCUCUAUCGAUCCUUUCAUGCUCAAGGCUGUAAACCUGUAACAUUAUACGUUUCCACCAAUAACCUGCACUAUAAUAUACUUCGUCUAAUAUUACAUCCGGGCGUCCCAAAAAAUUGGGAAGUGUAAUUUUCUAUAUAUAUUCAUAUGCUACAAAUGUCAUAGAACAUUUAUAAUAAGUACAGUUUAUUUUAUAGUCUCUUUGUGCUUUAGCACAGGGGUAAGAUUGCUUACAUCCGAC
Messenger RNA from Cuscuta europaea, 2484 nucleotides. NCBI's taxonomy places the organism in Eukaryota, Viridiplantae, Streptophyta, Magnoliopsida, Solanales, Convolvulaceae. The record is from the annotation of a GenBank genome assembly.